ACGACGACGACGAUCAUCUCCACUACACCUACUGAUUGAGACACGCUGGUCGUCCUACAACCCCCUGCACGCAAUCUCUCGCGCCUCGUUCGCCAACUCCCACGCUUCGCCUCAAACAUGUCGACCACCACGGUCACGCAGACGACGACGGGCACUAUGCGCACGACGGCCGUCAAGGUCACUCUCAAUGUGACGAGCGACACCAUCUGCCCCUGGUGCUACAUCGGCUGCAAGCAAAUCAACAACGCCAUUCAACGCGCGAAAGAUGCUCAUCUUCCCUUGACGUUCGAUGUUGAAUUCUCACCCUUCAUGCUGGACCCCUCGCUCCCCCAACAAGGCAGCGUACUCCGCAAAGAACGAUAUUUCGAGAAGUUCGGCGAGGUUAAGGCGAUGGCCAUCAUGCAGACGCUGGGAAAGGUUGGACACGAUCUAGGCAUCGAUUUCAAGUAUGAUGGAACGGUCUCUCAAACGACAAAAUCACACCGGAUCCUUACUAAAGCCUACCAGCUCGGAGGCCAGGAGGCGCAGCAGAAACUCCUCCAGCUCAUAUUCAAAGGAUUUUUCGAGCAAAACAGGAAUGUUGGGGACGACGAUUUCCUUGCGCAAUGCGCUGACCAAGCUGGGUUCAUGUCCGCAGCUGAGGCAACAAAGUUCCUCCAGACGGACGAGCUCCAGAAGGAGGUCGACCGCCGGAUCGAGAUGGCUCAGAGAAUGGGCAUCACCGGCGUCCCGUUCACGAUCAUCAAUGGAAAGUGGGCAUUGAGUGGUGCUCAGCCUAGCGAUGUCUUCUACCAGGUGUUCGAGAAGCUCGCGAGAGAACCAAAGACAAAGGGCCACCAUUACCACCACGAUGAUGCUUCUUGCGAGAACGGCGCAUGCACCGCAACACAUGCUAACCCACCUGCCGAAACGUGCCAAGUCUGAUUCACGAACAGAAUAACGAUGAAAACGACCCUUCAAGACCUCUUGCUCAUUUUUCGUGGACACAGAAACUCCACUCUUG
Molecule: messenger RNA, 1003 nt
Organism: Dacryopinax primogenitus
Lineage: Eukaryota; Fungi; Basidiomycota; Dacrymycetes; Dacrymycetales; Dacrymycetaceae
Product: thioredoxin-like protein
Exons: 5
Coding region: 118-924 (268 amino acids)
Molecular function (GO): oxidoreductase activity
Source: RefSeq, a predicted model, not a curated record